This is a messenger RNA of Corticium candelabrum, 2194 nucleotides long. RefSeq lists its product as uncharacterized. The transcript has 14 exons. The coding region runs from base 109 to 2016 and encodes 635 amino acids. The record is from RefSeq and is a predicted model, not a curated record. NCBI's taxonomy places the organism in Eukaryota, Metazoa, Porifera, Homoscleromorpha, Homosclerophorida, Plakinidae.
UAAGAGAGUCCCUUACAGGUAUACUUAUAGCCUAUUCGACAGGUCAAAGGACCACUACUACGUACUCAAAAUGCUAGCAAUACAGUUGAUAUCAAUUUUGCAAUCAAUAUGCAUUUCUUGGUUUUCAUUUUUCUUGGUGCAACAGUUUUCUGGAAUCAGUCUGUGGCGAUUACUCAAUUCUUUGUGGACGAAUCGAAAGGCAACGAUGGCAACGUUGGUACAAUGGCUGCACCUUUCAAGACGUUUCCUCGUGCAAGAGAUGCGGUGAGGAACGCGACGCAGAAUGGAAGUCAAGUUCCGUCUGGUGGAGUUCAAGUCUGGGUGAGGGGUGGAGACUAUGACGUGACGUCAUCACCGUUGGAUUUGGAAAAACAAGAUUCAGGAGUACAAGGCUCACCAAUCACUUAUGCUGCAUAUAACAAUGAACAUGUUCGACUGAUGGCUGGCAAACUCAUUCCAAUAACAUCAUUUAAACUGGCACCAGAAGUUGGGAGGAAAGUUUACAAGGUUGAUCUCAAGCAACUGGGACUGAUGGACUAUGGAGAAUUGGAAUCGGGUGAGUUGGGAGCUUGUACCAACAACAAAAUGGAACUGUUUUACAACAACGAGCCGAUGGUACUUGCUCGUCAUCCCAACAUCUUAGGUGAUGGCAUGUGGCAGUGGAUGCAAAUAGAGAACGUUGUUAACUCAUCAGCAUUUACAUUUAACUGCAGCAAGGCAGACUGGGGUGAUGUCUCAACGCUGUGGCUGCAUGGCUACUGGAAGUAUGAUUGGGCAGACAACUAUGUUCAUGUCUUGCAGUACGAUGCCUCGUCAUGCACUGUGCAUCUUGAUCCUAAGACACCAGUUUUAUACGAACUGACAAAAGGUGCUCGUUUUUAUGCACUCAAUUUGUUACACUUUCUCGAUUCUCCAUUUGAGUAUUAUAUUGACAGGAAAGCAGCGAUGCUUUACUUCUUUCCUGCAACACUUUUGGAGACCGGACCGGCCUAUUUAUCCGUUGGCCAGUACAUUGUGAACGGCACUGGUGUUAGUCAUGUGGUAAUACAGAAUCUGAACAUGUACUUCAGUCGAUCGACGGCCAUUGAGAUGCAUGAUGUGGACAGCGUCCAGUUGUCAGGAUUUGAAGUUGCUAAUCAUGGUGCAACUUCUGUGCUUCUUUAUGGAUCUAACAGCCAAGUGUAUAACCUCGUGAUUGCUGGAAAUGGAUGUGGAGGAUUGCACGUUUCUGGGGGAGAUCAAAAACUCUUGACACGAGGAAAUAACACUGUGAGUGGCUGCAAUCUGUCUCGCUGGUCUCGGUGGAAAAGAACGUAUCAGCCUGGUCUGUCGUGGGGAGGCGUUGGUAACACAUACACGAAGAAUGAGAUUUCUAAUGGACCUCAUUCUGGCAUUCUGGGAGGCGGUAAUGAUUGCACAUUUACUUACAACUUGUUGAGUACACUUUGCUACGAGGCAACAGACUCAGGUGGCUUUUACACAGGCCGCAGCUGGAUUGACAGAGGCAAUGUUAUUGCCCAUAAUGUCUUUAAAUCAAUCCGAGCAACUGAGAAUGUUGUGCUGGGAGCAAAAUCAGUGCAGGCAAUAUAUUUGGAUGACCAGAUGAGUGGGUAUGAUAUUUAUAACAACACCUUCAUUGACUGUUUUUGUGGAAGUUUUAUUGGAGGUGGUCGACGUAACAAAAUUCAUGAAAAUAUGUACAUCAACUGCAGCACGGAUGUCCACAUCGACAACAGAGGAAUGAAUUGGCAGAAUGCCAACUGCAAACCAGGUGGCAUGUUCGAUCAACAACUUCAGAGUGUGAAUUACCAGCAACCACCUUGGUCAACACACUACCCAGAACUGGUAAAUAUUUUCAAAGACCAUCCUUGUAUACCUGUUUACAAUGAGGUGGAAAACAAUGUCUACUGCAAUGCUGAUGGUAAAUUUAUUGAUGCAACAAGCCAGGACACACAAAAAUGGAUGGAUACUGUGAAGAAUAACACAGAAAAUUGUCACCACAAUGACAGACAAUAACUAAAUGAAGCAGCGUUUUGUGUCAGUGGUGUGUAAUUUUGCUGAUAUUGACAUUGAUUGUUUUGAGUACUCUGACUGUUGCAUUUUUUUAUGCAGACUGUAUGUGUCAUGACUGUGACUGUUUUUAGUAUGUUUGAAUACUGGUUUGGCACUAAAUGGCAAUGACAUUGCUUAUAAA